Messenger RNA from Neoarius graeffei (lesser salmon catfish), 4612 nucleotides. RefSeq lists its product as uncharacterized. Bases 249 to 2510 code for a protein of 753 amino acids. Gene Ontology annotation, molecular function: zinc ion binding. The transcript is spliced from 8 exons. Lineage: Eukaryota; Metazoa; Chordata; Actinopteri; Siluriformes; Ariidae. The record is from RefSeq and is a predicted model, not a curated record.
UUUCGUCGAGACACUGUAAAAACGGUCUCUCGAACGCGUUUUGGCUAUAUUGUGUACACUCCAGUGACGACUGGAGUGACGGUGCGGAUUUGUGGCAUAGCGUUAGCCUACAUGGUGGAUCACAGGAAAGUUCGGUGUGACGUCACCAUAUGGUCACGUGAUGCUUUGGUUGGCAAGAGGUUAUUUAUCGUAUUAGAGGUUAGCCGAUCGGAGUUAUCGGGUCAUUCACACUUAUACGUUAAUUAAUUAUGGUAGUGUCGUGUUGUGUUAUCGGCUGUACAUACAGAUUUGAUAAAAAUGAUCCCAAGAGCUUUUAUCGCAUACCAAAGAAACCUGAAGCUCGCCGAAAGCUUUGGAUCGCAGCAAUUAAGCGUGAUAAGUGGGAACCUACUGCCAACGACCGUGUUUGCUUUCGACACUUUAUAUCUGGCACAAAAAGUAAUGAUGAAAGCAGUCCAGACUACACUCCAUCUGUAAAUAUGGGUUACCAUGCUAAACAGGUCAACAGCAGUCAGCAGUAUGCAAGACCUGUUAUAAUGAGUUCAGCACGAGACGGACAGCACUUCUCAAAGAAGUCUCAAGCUCCUGAUUCCUCACAGGUGUGUGAAGGCAUGAAAACUGAGACUUCAGAUGGAGAGAUAUCCGAAGUGUCCUAUAUCUGUGUGAAGGAAGAGGAGGUGCUGGAAUUGAACAUCUCCAACCAGAGAAAUGACCUCAACAACCCACCUGAAGUUCUUUCCAUUAAAGAGGAAGAGCCUGACAGUAAAGACUACCUCUACUGUGAAGAUUGCAAAUCCUUUUUCUUCAACAAGUGUGAGGUUCACGGAACACCCCUUUUCAUCCGUGAUACUCUUGCUCCCAUGGGAGUCCCUGACCGAGUCAGACAAACUCUUCCUCCUGGACUAGAGAUUCGGGAGUCCAGUAUUCCUGACAUAGGACUGGGAGCCUUUAAUAAGGGGGAGACUGUUCCAAUAGGUGCACACUUUGGACCCUACAAAGGAGAACUGGUAGAUGGAGAGGAAGCAAUGAGUAGUGAAGACUUCGGGGUGGUUCAGCAUUCUCAGAGACUAAAUGACCCACCUGUCCGUUCAUGGGUGGUUGUGGCCAAAAACAACGCUGUAGAGUGUUGCCACUGCACUUGCAUGGCUGGACGAGGUGAGACAUGCUCUCAUGAUGCAGCCAUGUUGUUUGCAGUUGAAACCGCAGUCAAUACUGCACAAAAGAGAACCUGCACAGACAUGUCAUGUGCAUGGAUAAAGCCCAGUGCCAAAAAGUUUGACUCUUCAGAAACUGCAGACAUUGACUUUUCAAGUCAACAACUGAAACACAGAAAGAGAAUGAAGCUGCCUGAAGAUACGGAAAUGGGGGAAACCAUGACAAAAAAAGCUGUUCCACCCCCAACACCAGAGGAAUGUUCUUCCUUUUAUGCAAACCUGGCAAAGAAUGGAGCAAAGUGUGCUGUGUUUACCAUACUUCCUGGAUAUUGUAAUAGGUUUAGCCCCAGGUCUGUUACUGGGGACCUGCCAAACCCCCUGAACAAUCUGUACAAUCCAGAUGAUCUAGUACUGAGUUACGAUGAGCUAUGUAAUAAAAGCAGAGAAGUUUUUGAGAGCUUAAAGGUUUCAGAUGUUCAGAUCUCCACUGUUGAAGCUGAAACUAGAAAACAGUCUUCCAACAAAAUGUGGUUCCAGCAAAGAGCAGGUCGAAUCACAGCUUCAGUUUUCAAGGCAGCUGCAAGAACCAGCCCUGCGAAUCCAUCGAGGUCCCUGAUCAUGAGAAUAUGCUAUCCACAAAACUACGAGUUUUCAACUGCAGCCACAAGGUGGGGAUGCAGCCAUGAAGAAACAGCCAGAGAGAAGUAUGUAAAGCACUACAGCCAAUGUCACAGAGAUUUUACUGUACAGGAAUGUGGUCUGUUUCUGUCCAAAGAAUACCCUUACUUGGGUGCUUCACCAGAUGGCAUAGUUGAAUGCACAUGUUGUGGCAAGGGUUGUGUUGAAAUAAAAUGUCCCUGCUGUGUAAAGGAUGAAGAUAUGGAUGUGUCUGAAAAGUCAACAUUUUGUUUAGGAAAAGAUGAUGAAGGCAAUUUGUUCCUCAAGAAAGACCAUGCUUAUUAUUUUCAGAUUCAGUCACAGAUGAAUAUAUUAAAUUUUCAGUAUUGUGAUUUCAUAUUCUGGCAAGGAAAUGGAUGGUUUGUGCAAAGAGUUCAGAAAGAUGUUGAUUUUUUCCAAAUGCAAGUUGCAAAAGUCAGAGAAUUUUACAUAAAUGGUGUUUUGCUAGAAUUGUUGGGAAAAUACUUUUCUGAGGCGCAAAGAAAUUCAUCCAGUACAGACCCUGAAAAUAUCUGGUGUUACUGCAGAAAAGCUGACAGUGGUGUAAUGCUGAACUGUGAGUCCGGUAGAUGUAAAAUAAGAAGAUUUCACAUGUCUUGUUUGGGUCUGAAAAGAAUGCCAAAAGGUACCUGGCACUGUCUGGAUUGCAAAAAGCUUGCAAGCAAGACCAAAAGUUGAAUUACUUAUUUCCCCCCCCCCCCCCCCAGUAAAAGAAUGUGAAAUUUGAUAAACUUUGAGCUACACUGUGCUCCUCACUACAAGAACAUUGUGACAAAUGUACCAUUGAUGGCUGUAUCAUUCUAUUUACAACUGUUAUAAUUUAACAUGUUCAACCCUGCAAAAAUUAAAUUUUUUAAACAGUUUUGGUAAAGAAUUUUGUCAUUAUAAUUCAAACUACAACCCCAAUUCCAAAAAAAGUUGGGACACUUUGUAAAACAUAACUUGCAAAUCAUGGAAACCCUAUAUUUCAUUGAAAAUAGUACAAAGACAAGUCAAAUGUCAAUUGAGAUUAUUUUAUUUAUUUUGAAAAAUAUAUAUGCUCAUUUUUUAAUUUGAUGUCAGCAACAUGUUUAAGAAAAGUUGGGACGGGGGCAACCAAAGGCUGAAAGUUGUGUAAUGCAAAAAAAAAAAAAAAGAUUUGGUUAAUUGGUAACAGGUCAGUAACAUGAUUGGGUAUAAAAAAAAAAAAGAAGAGUAUCCCAGAUAGGUGGAGUCUCUCAGAUAGGGAGGGGUUCACUGCUCUGUGAAAGACUGCGUGGGCAAACAGUGCACCAAUUUAAGAAUAACAUUCCUCAAUGUAAAACUGCAAAGAAUUUGGGUAUCUCAUGUAUGGUACAAAAUAUCAUUAAAAGGUUCAGAGAAUCUGGAGAAAUCCCUGUAUGCAAGAGAAGGCUGAAAACUGACAUUGGAUGCCUGUAAUCUUCAGGCCCUCAGGUGACACUGCAUUAAGAGCAGACACAUCUGUAGUGGAAAUUACUGUAUGGGUUCAGGAACACUUCAGAAACCCAUCUUCUGUGAAGACCGUUCAUUACUGCAUCCACAAAUGCAAGUUAAAACCAUGUAUAAACAAUAUCCAGAAAUGCCACCACCUUUUCUUUUAUGAUGGACUGGGGCAAAGUGAAAAAUUGUAUUGAGGUCUGAUGAAUCAAAAGUAGAAAUUCUUUUUAGAAAUCAUGGACACCAUGUCCUCCAGGCUAAAAAGGAGAGGGAUGAUCCACGUGAUCAGUGCACAGUUCAAAAGUCAGCAUCUGUGAUGGCAUGAGGGUGCAUUAGUACACAUGACAUGGGUAGCUUGUGAAUCUGGGAAGGCAUCAUUAAUACUGAAUUUUAUGUGUGUGUGUAUAUAUAUAUAUAUAUAUAUAUAUAUAUAUAUAUAUAUAUAUAUAUAUAUAUAUAUAUAUAUAUAUAAAUAAAUAAAAAUGUGCUUCAGAGCAAUAUUCUGCAAUCUAGACAAUGUUUUUCAAGGAAGGCCUUCCUUCCUUCUUUCAGCAAGACAAUACCAAACUGCUUUCUGCACAUAUUAAAACUGCAUGGCUCUGUAGUAAGAGUCUGGGUGCUAAACUGGCCUGCCUGCAGUCCACAUCAGUCUCCUAUCAAAAACUUCUGGCGCAUUAUGAAGUGCAAAAUAUGACAAAGGAGACCCUGAGCUUCUGAGCAACUGAAACUGUGUAUCAGGCAAGAAUGGGACAAAAUUUCUCUUUCAAAACUACAGCAACUGCGCUCCUCAGUUCCUAAAUGUUUAGUGUGUUGUUAAAAGUAGAGGUGAUGCAACACAGUGGAAAACAUGCCCCUGUCCCAACUUUUUUUGAAACGUAUUCCUGACAUCAAUUUCAAAAUGAGCAUAUAUUUUUUAAAAAAAAUUCUUAGUUUCAACAUUUGAUAUGUUGUCUUUGUACUAUUUUCAAUGAAAUAUAGAGUUUCCAUGAUUUUGCAAAUUAUUGCAUUGUUUUUAUUUCCAGUUUAUACAGCGUCCCAACCUGGUUUGGAAUUGAGGUUGUAUAAAGCGUACAGCAAUGUUGUAAACUUUUGUCAUUAUAUAAUUUUUACAAUAAACUACAUUUGAGUUUUGUCAUUUGCAAUAUGGUAAUUUCCAUCAAAUCCUUCAAGUAUGUCCACUAAUUGCGAUUGUCUUUCAGUAUUUCACAUGUAUCUAAAAUUGUCAAGAGAAUUUUAAGCUGUCUUUAGUCGUAAGUUUUGUACAAAUAAAAACUCUGUAAAAGUAGUUUUUCAGACGUCAAGUAAUGCAUAAAAUGAGGGUUUCAAAUAAACCUGAAAGUGAA